UUUUUAUUUUUGUUCCAUGGACUUCAGAGAGCAUCCCUUGACUCUACUAUGUGAUAUAUUAGUGUCCCUAUCCUUUCUCUCACCUGUCCUCUCCCUAUUUCCCAUACUUCCCAUAUUUCCCUGCUGCACCUUUAUAUUGUCAAGAUUGGCAGUAUUUACUUUCUGUUUUGUAAUCAUAUGUAAGUCAUUCACAUUUUAUCUGUAAGUUGAGUCUAAAAGUUGAAAACUAAUGAAUAGCAUUUAUAGGGUAAGAUUAUGUAAAUGUUCACAGCAGAGCCAAGCAGUAUAUUGGGAUCCUAGAACUUUCUCUACACAUGCAAUAUCACAACCUCUGUGCCACUUGAAAGGAGAAUGUUUCUAGUAUUCUAGUAUUCUAUUUUCUUUUCCUUCAUCGAAUUCUCUAGAAUCAUGCCGCAUUUAGUGGGUAAACUGACAUUUAAUUACAUAUUGAGAAAGGUCAGAAGUAGUGAUACAGUUACAUAGUAGACGAUAAAUGAAUGACCUGCAUGACACUAUUAGGGAGAAAAAAGGUGAGAGGAAAAUGAUGGAAAGCACAAGAAAGAGAAGAAUUUCAAAAUAAUAAGGGUGCAUUCCAAAUGGCCAACUUUCUGAGAAUUGAACUGUUUUUGAAUAACUUAUGUCCCUCAGUUCAGAUCCAAAGAUAAUAUUGCUGCUGCUGAAACUUGGGCUUUGUACUGUAACCAGAGUUUAUUAAUUGUCCUGUUUCAUUGAGGAAAAAAUACAAAGCAGACGGAACACUGGAGUAACUAGCUGGAAGUAUUCCACAACUUUAUGGGAAGCAGCUUUCCAAAUGAUUCGUGUAGAGCCAAACUCUUGGUCUCGCCAAAAUAGCACUAUCGUGUGCCUUGAUGCUGUGACAUCUUAUGAAGAUCUUGGACUCUUUGCAUUUGGAUUACCCGGAAAGGUGGCAGUAGCAGGCACCAUCCUAAUUCAGAAUAUUGGAGGUAAGAAACUGAAAGUGCACUGCUUAUGCAUAAAUGUGAUGGCAGUGAUUUCUUCCUUUUGUUUAUUGCCUUACUACAGGUCUAGCUGGGAACCUGAACCUCUGCACACAUAGAUAUCUUCAGAAACCUUCAGCGUUGUCCUCAUUACUCUCUUUUUUUUAAGAUCCUUUUUAUUAGCAGUCCUUAUAAGACAGUAGCUUCUAAAUUUAGUUUCAGGUAAAUCCUUGAUUUCAGUCUUGUUAUUAGGUCUGCAAUACACCUCUAAAGCAUUGGCUUUCUGUACUUGUGAUAGUGGUAAGGUACAGUUCGGAAAGAUUCUCCAGGUGAUUCUGAAGUAUUUCCCCUCUACUUUUGUCCUCAUUAUGGCAUUGGUAUAUACUGCUUCAGAGGGA
This is a messenger RNA of Leptonychotes weddellii (Weddell seal), 1357 nucleotides long. The record is from RefSeq and is a predicted model, not a curated record. Lineage: Eukaryota; Metazoa; Chordata; Mammalia; Carnivora; Phocidae.